AUGGCUUCGCAGACUCAAAGCUCGUCUGUGUCGGCCUUCGUGUCUUCACUGAUUUUGAACUUGAUUAUAUUCGCUGUUUUUCUUACCGUCUUUGUUGUCUGCAAAGACAAGUUCAAAAGAGUGUACCAGCCAAGAUCUACGGUUGAAACUGUUCCUAGCAGACUCAAGGCGGACCCACAACCCAGAGGCGCCUUUGCUUGGAUCACGUUCAUUCUCUCCAAACCGGAAUCUUACAUCAUUGAGAAGGCUGGCGUCGACGGUUAUUUUUUCCUGCGCUACAUAUUGACCUUCGCUUCGCUAGGAAUCGUGGGUGGUUUAUUCAUAUGGCCAGUGCUCUUUUCCGUCAAUGCAACUGGCGGUGCUCACCAGAAAGGCUUUGAUAUCAUUUCCUACUCGAACAAUGUUGGAAAAUGGAGAUCCUUUGCUCAUGUGUUCUGCUCCUGGCUGUUUUUCGGUUUGGUCAUUUACACAAUCUACAAAGAGCUGAUCUACUACACUAGUUUCAGACACGCUUUGCAGACCACUCCGCUAUACUCGUCCUUGAUUUCCUCCAAAACUCUGUUUAUUGACAAUGUUCCAGAUUCCAUGCUAGACGAGGACACUUUGCACAGACUGUUCCCAGCUGCUGUCAACGUUUGGUACACUAGAGACACUAAGGAGUUGCAAGACCUUGUCAAGAAGAGAACAAAGCUCUCUGGCAAACUUGAGAACAGCAUCGUGAAGGUCGUUGGUAAGGCUAUUAAGCUCAGAGCUAAAGCUGUGAAAAAGAACAAGCCAGUUCCUGAACCAGCCAACGAAAUCACCUCCUACAUUCCAGAGAAGAAGCUUCCAACUUACAGGGACUCUCGGAUUCCAUUUUACGGGGAGAAGAAGUCUCUGUUCACUACUGGAAUUGAUGAAAUUGGUGAUUACAACAAGAAAAUCAACGAUGAACAGUUGAAGUAUCCGGACGGUUUCGAGAAGACUGGCUCCGUUUUCAUUGAAUUCGCCAAUCAUCUGGAGCUGCAAAGAGCGUACCAGGGUGUGCCAUACUCUAAAGAGCUCAAGUACUCGAGAAGAUUCACUUCUAUUAGUCCUGACGAUGUUGUUUGGGAGAAUUCUGGUCUCACCGCCAAGGUGAGAGCUGGUAAGCGCUCCACUGCAAUCACUGUCCUGACCUUGACCAUUAUUUUCUGGUCCAUUCCGGUGGCCGUUGUUGGCGCAAUUUCCAACAUCAACUACUUAACUGAAAAAGUGCAUUUCUUGCGUUUCAUCAACAACAUGCCAUCCGUUCUUAUGGGUAUCAUCACAGCUUUGCUUCCAACCAUUGCUCUUGCUGUGCUGAUGAUGUUGCUCCCACCAUUCAUCAGAAAGAUGGGUAAGCUCAGCGGAUGCAUGACAGCUCAAAACGUUGACUUCUGGACUCAGCAAUGGUACUACGGCUUCCAAGUGGUUCAGGUCUUCCUAGUUGCCACAUGUACCUCUGCUGCUGCGUCUUCUGUGUCUGAGGUCAUUGAGAAACCAUCGGAGGCUAUGUCUUUGCUUGGUCAAAAGCUGCCUGCUGCUUCCAACUUCUACAUUUCGUACAUGUUGCUGCAAGGUCUUUCGAUCAGCUCUGGUGCUUUGGCCCAAAUAGUUGGUUUGAUUCUUUCCUUCUUCCUUGGAAGAAUACUUGAUGGCACACCAAGAAAGAAGUGGAACCGCUACCACACUUUGGGAACUCCAUCGUGGGGUACCACAUACGCUGCUUUCGGUCUUUUCACGGUCAUUAUGCUUGUCUACUCGAUCAUCUCGCCCAUCAUCAUUGCCUUCACCACCAUCGCGUAUUUCCUCAUUUAUGUCGCAUAUCUUUACAAUCUGAACUACGUUCUCGAUCGCAGUGUUGAUAACCGCGGCCGCAACUACCCACUGGCCCUGUUCGAAGUCUUUGUGGGCUUGUAUCUUGCCGAGCUCUGUUUAAUUGCCCUGUUUGUCAUGCCAAAGAACUGGGCGUGCGUGGUUCUGGAGGCAGUGAUGUUGGCAGCUACCGUUGCUGCGCAUCUUUACUGCAGAUGGAAAUUUGAGCCUCUUCUCGACACCGUGCCAGUUGGUGCGAUGAAAGAGGCCAACGGAGGCGUUGUGGGCGCUUAUCCAAUGAGCGACCAAGGCCUUCGUCAAAUCCAGGAAGAAGGCGCGAACUACUUCGUUGCUGACGGCUCUGAGUCGUCUAAGUUCUCUGAGUACGAAGGAGGCGCUAAGCAGCAAUCGUUGGCCAGCGACAGCCCUACUGCUGCUACCGACUUGGAGAAGAUUGCAACCCUGGACAACGAAGAGAGGCCGUUUAACCAGGCUAAUAUUACAGAAGAGCAGGUCAACAAGUUUGACGCGAAACGCUACGUUAGUCCGUCUUUCGUCAAGGGAUACGUGAACAGAUACUUCAAGCCAAGAACCUACUUGAGCUUCAACUACGUCAGGUCGAUUCUUCCUGUUUCGUGGCAGGACCCAGUUCCUGAUCAGGAUUUGACGUUCAAAGAUCCGGCUGCCUCAGUGGAUGAGCCAUACCUUUGGAUCGCGCGUGACAGCCAGGGCCUGAGCAGAAGCUUUGUGGAGCGUUGCCAAGGCAAGCUGCUGAUCAGCGAUGAGAACGCCGUUGUGGAAGACAACGGAAAGAACCGGUACACUGGCCCCCCACCAGACUAUAAAGAUGUCCAGAAGGCCUGA
Ogataea haglerorum is the source of this 2679-nucleotide messenger RNA. RefSeq lists its product as uncharacterized. The record is from RefSeq and is a predicted model, not a curated record. Bases 1 to 2679 code for a protein of 892 amino acids. Gene Ontology annotation, molecular function: calcium-activated cation channel activity. The transcript has a single exon. Lineage: Eukaryota; Fungi; Ascomycota; Pichiomycetes; Pichiales; Pichiaceae. Gene Ontology annotation, cellular component: plasma membrane.